Molecule: messenger RNA, 816 nt
Organism: Brassica napus (rape)
Lineage: Eukaryota; Viridiplantae; Streptophyta; Magnoliopsida; Brassicales; Brassicaceae
Exons: 2
Coding region: 1-816 (271 amino acids)
Source: RefSeq, a predicted model, not a curated record
AUGGGAGAUGAUGACAAUUAUCAAGGACGUGAUAAAGGUCUUGAGAUGAAGAAGGACAUACGAUGUCCGAUGCUAUCAUCGACCAACUACACCGUAUGGUCAAUGCGAAUGAAAGUGAUGGUUCGUUUAUACGAUGUUUGGGAUACGAUUGAUCCAGGGAGCUAUGAUGCAAAGAAGAACAAUAUGGCGAUUGCUAUAAUCUUUCAAUCAGUCCCGGAAGCGCUAAUACUUCAGAUAGGAGAACAUGAUACAUCGAAGAAGAUUUGGGAAGCUAUCAAAUCCCGUAACCUAGGUGCUGAUCGCGUGAGAAAAGCGAGGUUACAGACUUUGAUGGCUGAGUUCGACAAACUGAAGAUGAUAGACACAGACACGGUGGAUGACUACGCAGGAAAACUUUCAGGCUUAGCAUCGAGAGCAGCCGCGUUAGGAGAGAUAAUGGAAGCAUCGAAGUUGGUAAAGAAGUUUUUGAAGGGGCUUCCAAGAACGAAGUUUAUUCACAUCGUAGCUUCAUUAGAACAAGUGUUAGAUCUGAAUUCAACGGGGUUCGAAGAUAUUGUUGGGAGAUUGAAGGAUUUCGAAGAACGCAUAAAAGAAGAAACCCAAGAUGAAGGUCAAUCGAAUCUCAUGUUUGGAAAGAAUGAUAUGCAAGGUAGUGGAAGCCAUAACAACUCGCGAGGAAGAGGCAGAGGCAAGAGAGAGUUCUUCUCAAACCUAGAUGAGAGCAUCAAAGGCAAAUUCAAAUUCGGUGAUGGAUCAAACGUCAAGAUUGUUGGGAAAGGUUCGAUCACGUUAAUCGGAAAAACAGGGGAGAGAUGA